AUGCUCAACGCUGUACGCUCUAGUAUUCGUUAUAGCUCUAUUUGCAACAGAAGAAACUCUGCGCAACUCUUCCACACUUAUAAUCCACUAAAAAUGUUUCAAGUCGGCGACGUGAUCAAAACUGGCCUAGCAGGCGUCCAGGAAAACUCCCCAGGUAACGCUGUGGACAUCGGCAAGAUCGUGAGCCAGGGCAAGCACAUCAUCGUGGGUGUCCCAGCUGCUUUCUCGCCAGCUUGCACUGCCAGCCAUAUCCCAGGCUAUGUUGCCAAGUUGAGCGAACUAAAGGCCAAGGGCGUCCAAGACGUGUACGUGACCGCUGUGAACGACUCUUUCGUCACCAAGGCGUGGGCCGAUUCCCUAAAGGUGCCUGAAGACGUGCACAUCAUUGCUGACACUCGCGGUGAGUUUGCCAAGUCCGGAAACACUCUUUUCGACUCCGAAGAGGUGUUUGGUAACAAACGUAACUACCGUUACGCCAUCGUCGUGCAAGACGGCAAGGUCGUGGCUGCUUUCGAAGAGCCAGACAAGACCGGUGUCAACGUGUCCUCUGCCGAAAACGUUCUCAAGUCGUUGUAA
Molecule: messenger RNA, 576 nt
Organism: Lachancea sp. 'fantastica'
Lineage: Eukaryota; Fungi; Ascomycota; Saccharomycetes; Saccharomycetales; Saccharomycetaceae
Source: the annotation of a GenBank genome assembly